Molecule: messenger RNA, 1287 nt
Organism: Teleopsis dalmanni
Lineage: Eukaryota; Metazoa; Arthropoda; Insecta; Diptera; Diopsidae
Product: sodium/potassium/calcium exchanger 4-like
Exons: 7
Coding region: 1-1287 (428 amino acids)
Biological process (GO): calcium ion transmembrane transport; intracellular calcium ion homeostasis
Cellular component (GO): membrane
Molecular function (GO): calcium, potassium:sodium antiporter activity; calcium channel activity
Source: RefSeq, a predicted model, not a curated record
AUGACGCAUUUGAAAGAUUUUGAGGACAUCGAUUAUGAUGAAACAGAUUAUGAUUACAAAGUAAGCAACUGCACGUUAGCGGCGAUAAAAAAAUUUCCAGAUCUAUUAACUGCAUUGGCAAUCAUAUGUGAUCAAUUUUUGGUAACAACUGUGGAAAAUUUAUGUUACAAACUUAAAGUGCCCUAUUAUAUAGCGGGCGAAACAUUUUUGGCGGCAACAACAUCAGCACCAGAAUUGUUUGUAAAUAUGAUUGCAACAUUCGUGACGGAAGGUGAUAUUGGUAUUGGCACAAUUGUAGGAUCAUCUGUAUUCAAUACUCUAGCUAUGCCGGCCAUAUUAGGAUUAUUUUCCGGUGUGACAGCAUAUUUAUAUUGGUGGCCCAUAACCAGAGAUAUAGUUUGGUAUAUUAUUUCGAUAGUUGCAUUAACCUGUAUAAUUUGGGACAGUAUUGUGACUUGGAAGGAGGCAUUGUUUAUGGUUUGCUUAUUUUCAUUAUACUUGACGACACUAAUUUUCGACUUAAGGGUGCAAAAUUUAGUGAUAAAUCCCAAGUUACAUUCGUAUUUGUCCUUCAAGAACACACGUAUUACAGAGAAUUGUCAUUGUCCAAAUGAGUAUUUUAUAAAUAAUGAUGAUAGUAUGUACAAUAUAUGCCGUUAUCCUCAUGGAGAAAGCUUAAGUAACAAAUGUAUUUGGUGUAUAAUAUGGCCUGUAUAUUUCGCAUAUUAUUUGACAAUACCGAUUUGUCGAAGAGAUUGUCAUUAUAUUGUUUGUAUCUGUAGUUUAAUAAUGUGCAUCAUAUGGAUAAGUAUCGAAACAUAUAUGGUGUCAUGGAUGCUAACCGUUUUGGGAUACCAUUUUUUUGUUCCUGACACCAUAAUGGGUAUAACUUUCUUAGCACUUGGUGCUAGCAUACCUGAAGCUAUAUCUGGUAUAAUCGUUACAACUAAGGGUUAUGGUUCAAUGUCUAUUUGUAAUGCAUUGAGUUCUAAUACAUAUGAUAUACUUUUUUGUCUUGGCGUGCCGUGGUUGAUCAAAGGUUACUUUUUUCCAAAAUAUCCGGGCAAAUAUUUCGUUCAAAUUAAUUCACAUACAAUAGCUAUAGACUCUGCUACUUUGUUGUUGUCUAUAAUUGUGUUAUAUUUAAUUUUUCUUUUAACAAAUUUUGUAUUAAAUACAAGACUAGGAUUUAUAUGUGGUACAUUGUAUAUAAUUUAUUUGUUAUAUGCAUGCAUUGUUGAAGUUAAUAUAUUUAGUACUAUACAUUUACCAAUUAGUAUUUUGUAA